Molecule: messenger RNA, 1344 nt
Organism: Symbiodinium natans
Lineage: Eukaryota; Dinophyceae; Suessiales; Symbiodiniaceae
Source: the annotation of a GenBank genome assembly
AUGAGGCGCUGCUGCGCCUUUGGGCGCGCUUCUGGGCUUUCCGGUGCCUUGCUGCUUCGAAGCGGCGAUGGCUUUCCCAAUCGAGUUAGUGUGUUUCACGUCCAUCGCGCCCUUGGAGGCACGGCGGAUCCAUUGACCGUGACGACGGCUCCGACGCUGGCUUCUGCUCCGGCCGUGAGGCGGCCAGGCGACACAGCGGAUGUUGCCACGGUGAUCCGGAAUUGGUGGGCUUUCCCGGCAGUCGGCUUCGGUGCCUGCCUGGAGCUACCGGUUCAGAAGUUCGAGGUCCUCGACGACAAGGACUCCUGCCUGGGUGCCGUGGUGGUGCCCAACAGCAUCUUUGGCUUGCCGCUCCGCAAGGACCUCAUCUUUCGGGUCUACUGGUACCACCGCCGGAAACUGGCUGGGUACCAAGACACAAUGCAGCUUUACAAAUGGGAGUGGCCGGGGGCCAACCGCAAGGUGCGAUCGCAGAAGAAGUCGGGGAAGGGCCGCAUGGGCCGCCGCAAGGCGCCUGGGAGGUUCGAAGGAUCCCACUGCCACGCUCUGCGGCCUCGCGACUGGGGAAACACCCACCUCAACGUGCGGAUCCUUUGGCAGACCAUACGCUGCAUGCUGUCGGUGAAGUUCGCGCAAGACUCCAUCAAGGUCGUGGACUCCUUCAACUUGCAAUCUCACAAAACCAAGCACCUGGUGCAGCAUCUGCGGCGAUUGCUUGGCCGCAGGUGCCACAGCGCUUUGCUGGUGCACGAAGGAAAUGUCGACAUCAACGACAACUGCCGCUGGGCUGCGGCACACAUUCCAGCCAUCCGCCGGGAGAAUGUGGAGGGGCUGAAUGUGUACAACCUCUUGAAGUACCACCAAGUGGUGAUCACAGAGGCAGCCUUGGCAAAGCUCAUCAAGGAGAUCUUCCUCUUCCCACGGCGCCGGGGCUGGGCCCAGCGCUUCGCCACGCCCGAGCAGCGGCCGGCGCCGGUGCCUUCGAAGGUUUCGGGCUGGAACGAGGCCUGGGUCGCCAAGAAGGAGCGAGUGCGCAACUCCGAGUUCCGCGCGCGGGAGUUCUUCCAGGAGUCACUGAAGUGGAAGUGGUCGCCAGAGCUCAAGGGGCCGCUGAAAGUACCCCGGACCGACGCGCUCAGCGGCUUCCGUGUCAAGGACUUCUUGCUCUCUCCAUCGGCACCUGCCUGGGAAAAGCUCGAAAGCCUGUACGGUGACGAGGAACCACUGGACGACGAGCCGGACGAGGAGGCACGCAGACUGCUACCUUAUGACGGGCGCCCCCCAUGCAUGGUUCCACGUGCGAAAUCUGCUUUUAUCCUCGGAGGAUGGUUUCGGAAACUGUAG